AUGGCAGAAGGAGGUCCACACGUCACUGCAGCAUCCUCUUCCUCAUACACAGAUGUGAACGAACAAUUUCUCGCCACCCUAGUAGAAAUGGGUAUUCCUCAGGAAACAGCUCGACAGGCUUUAAAACGUGUUAACAAUCAAAGUUUAGAUGCAGCUCUAGCUGUUGUGUUCGGUGAAUCAAUUCCGACUAGUAACAAUCAAACAAAUGUCGAACAAUCUACUCAAGUAUCUCAAUUUGACACACUAGCCAUCGAUGAAAGAGACGUUGAACCAAUACCACAUAAAAUGUUAUUUGUCGUAAAUGGUUCUCUACAAAUGAGUUCAGGAAAGAUGGCUGCUCAAGUUGCUCAUUGUGCGGUUAGUUUAUACCAAAAACUACUCGAGAGACGUCCGAAGGCCUUAGAAUAUUGGCAAGAGUAUGGUGAGACGAAAAUUGUUGUCCGUGGUCAAUCAACAGAAGAAUUACUUGAUAUUGAAACGAAGGCGAAGACAAAUCGAUCAAUCGUCACAGCUACUAUCGAGGACGCUGGUCUAACGGAAAUCGCCAGUGGUUCAUUAACGUGUCUUGGUCUGUUUGGCACAAAUGAACAAUUAAAACCAAUUACUGGUCAUCUCAAACUCAUGCAAGACUGUUUGAAAUGUAGUGGACAAUGA
Messenger RNA from Adineta ricciae, 654 nucleotides. NCBI's taxonomy places the organism in Eukaryota, Metazoa, Rotifera, Eurotatoria, Adinetida, Adinetidae. The record is from the annotation of a GenBank genome assembly.